GUACUAUCGAAGAGUUCGCGUGGAUACUGUGAAAAUUGUCGUAAUUUUACCGGGUAAAACAUAAAAGGUGAAUUUGCGUGACUACGGGCCAUAGUUUUAAGUUAUGCGCGUCGUAUACCUUUAGUGCGGCAACAUGUGACGUUCUCACACUGUAUGAAUUUUCCACUAUUUUUUGCCUGUUCUUUUACGGCUAUCGGGCCAAGGGAAAUCCCGCCCGUUUGUUUAACCUCUUUUUUUUUUUUACUUUUUUACUCAUAAGCGAGUUCUUAUAAUGAACCAUUAAGUAUAUUAUGCUAAUGACAUUUUUAAAAAAUGGGGGUUCCUAAAAUCUACCCCGAGUCGAGUGUUUAGCUUCGCAUCGUUUUAGUCAUUUUGGUGUAUUCAUUGUGGUCGAUUUUGUUUUUUCAUCGAGAGGGUUGCGUUCGUUAUAGCGCGUCAGUGAAGAAAAUUCGCAUCCACAAACGAAGGGGAAAAAUGUCAAAUAAAUUACGCGCGAAUAUGGUAAUUUUUCUUGCUGUCCGAGCGCGUAGCUAUGAACGUUUUUCAUGAUGAAACGGUACUAUUCGGGUAGUUAAAUAUGUUUCGUAUUCGGUUGCCGACUACGUUGAAAAAAUCGUCGGCUAAAUCGAAAAAUGAAGCGCAAAAGCCGUCAUCGGCCGGAAGCUCGAUUAUUAGUCGGAAAAACGAGCCGAAGCCGGAUUUCAAACCGUUCACAAAGGAAUCGGCCGAAAAGUUUGAUAACAAAACGGUGAAGAUUGCUCGCGAAUGCGGAUUCGCCAGAAAACGCAAAUCUAGCAUUGAAGAUGAAUCCGUACUUCCCGACAAGUAUGAACCGUUUCCUUCGAAUUUGUAUGGCAAACCUUUGGAGGAGAUCGAUAAUUUCAUCUAUGAAGAGACUUUUUGCGUGGUAUCGAAGAGAUUUCGGAAAAAUUACGUGCAUCGAUUCACAGCUACUCAUUCGUUUUUUCUAUUCUCUCCGUGGAAUCCGAUUCGUAGAACUAUGGUUUAUAUAGCUACCAAUCAAAUUUUCGAUUACGUUGUAAUGGCCACUAUUCUGCUCAAUUGUGUCUUCCUUGCGAAAACGGACUCCGUAGACGAAGCCGAGUAUAUUUUUCUGGCCAUUUAUACCGGAGAAAUGAUAAUAAAAUCGAUAGCCAAAGGUUUUAUUAUAAAUAAAUACACGUAUUUAAGAAAUCCGUGGAAUUGGCUAGAUUUCGUGGUAAUUACAUCGGGUUACGCUACCAUCGGCAUGGAAGUAGGAAAUUUGGCUGGACUGCGGACGUUUCGUGUAUUGAGAGCUCUGAAAACUGUUUCAAUUAUGCCAGGUUUAAAGACUAUCAUAAACGCGCUACUUCAUUCCUUUCGUCAAUUAGCUGAGGUGAUGACUUUAACUAUAUUCUGUCUGAUGGUGUUCGCCUUGUUCGCUUUACAAGUUUACAUGGGAGAAUUACGUAAUAAAUGUGUUCAUAUAGCAAAUUACAGCACAAAAUACCAAUGGCACAGGUGGAUAGCUGACGAGCAGAACUGGUUGGUAGAUGAACAAAGCGGAGGUCCAGUUCUUUGUGGAAAUUCUACCGGAGCUAGGCAUUGUAAAGAAGGUUACCAGUGUCUGCAAGUUGGUGAGAAUCCUAACCAUGGGUUUACCAAUUUUGAUAAUUUCAUGUGGUCUAUGUUAACUACAUUUCAACUGAUAACUUUGGAUUAUUGGGAAAACGUUUAUAAUAUAGUAUUAGCCACAUGUGGUCCUUUUAGCGUAAUAUUUUUCACCGUAGUUGUGUUCUUCGGUUCAUUUUACUUAAUUAAUUUAAUGUUGGCUGUGGUCGCUCUAAGUUACGAAGAGGAGGCUGAAAUUACUCAGGAGGAAAGAAGGAAAGACUUAUCGGAUCAUAGGGAAGAUUCUACGUUCAGCUUCGACCCUACGCGUAUACCGGUAAAAAAGCUGGAUAAAAAUAAUAGGAAGAAAUUGGACAGCCGGAAAGGCGUAUUACUGUCGUCGUAUUCGCGUAAACGUACACGUCGAAGAAAACGACGCGGAGGGGUGGUGGGGCCUGGCGCUGCUUCUGAGGCCGGAAGUCAUACUCAAAGCGCGACUCCGAGUCCGAGGCAUAGUUGUGGCACCACUACCCCGCCGCCGCCUCCUCCAAUGCCACCACCUCCUCCUCCGCCUAUGCCUAAGCUUCCAUCUCCGCAGCCUCAUCUGACGCCGCCACCGUCAUCUGCUGUACACGAUACGUUGCAUCCGAGCGUUGCGUUAGGCAGGUUACAUAGGAAUCAUUUAGGGAGUAGACAAGGCAGUAAUAAUACCAGCGAUGGUAAUAAUAGAGAGUCUUCUCUGGAUGACUCUGGAGUAGUUGAUGAUCAUGAAGAAUGUGACGUUACAUCUGAAGAUGUUACGAACGCUCAGCAUCAACAAACGAAAUUCGAACCGGCGUUCACCGAAAUUAGAGAAGUAGAAAAAGAGAAGAAAUUCAAGAAAUGCAACGGAUUGAAAGGCAAAAAACCUCGUGAAUUUAACGACAUUCUUCCGGAAAAUGAAUUCAUUUCACAAGUGGUUGUAAUUAAUAAUCUUCCAGAUCGAAAUUGCGCAAAUUGUUCGAAAUGCUGUUUCGAUUACGUUUUAUGGUUAAGGGUACAGAAUUGUUUGUACAAAAUCGUACGAGAUCCUUUGUUCGAGUUGUUGAUUACGAUUUGUAUUAUUUUGAAUACAUUUUUUCUCGCUGUCGAACACCACGGCAUGAGUGAAGAUCUAAAAAGACUGCUCGAUAUUGGUAAUAAGGUUUUUACGCUAAUAUUUACGUUAGAAUGUUCGAUGAAGAUAAUGGCCCUGAGCACGCAUUUUUUCAAUUGUGGAUGGAAUAUUUUUGAUUUGAUCAUUGUGUCGGCCAGUUUGCUAGAUUUAUCUUUCGAGAUGAUUGAUGGACUAUCGGUGCUACGGAGUCUGAGAUUGCUUCGAGUUCUGAAACUAGCUCAAUCUUGGACGACGAUGAAAGUUCUUCUAAGUAUUAUUAUAUCGACGAUCGGGGCUCUGGGAAAUCUUACGUUCGUAUUAGUGAUAAUCAUUUACAUAUUCGCUGUGAUAGGAAUGCAAUUAUUUUCUAAAGAAUACACGCCUGAAAAAUUCGCUCCGGAUCCAGUACCAAGAUGGAACUUUUCGGAUUUUUUUCAUUCGUUCAUGAUGAUAUUCCGUAUUCUAUGCGGUGAAUGGAUCGAACCGUUAUGGGAUUGCAUGCGAGCGGAAGAAGCCGAAGGGUUCGGUACAUGUUUCGCUAUCUUUUUACCAACACUGGUGAUGGGAAAUUUCAUGGUGCUCAAUCUCUUUUUAGCCUUGUUGCUCAAUAGUUUUAAUUCGGAAGAACUUAAGUCUAAAAAAGAAUUGGAUGACGAAGACGAAGAAUUGAUAAUACAUUAUAGGAAAAUGUGGGCUCAUCAUAUUCGCGUUACGACUAGUAUUUGUCGAAUUUGUCGUAAACCUGUACCGAGUAAAGCUACUACUACGAGUCGAAUUACUAGGCCGAAGGAUAUUAUAGUUACUAUUAGCAAAGAGGAAGUUGGAGAAAGUUCCAAACUCGCUCGCAGCUUCGAAAGGGUUCGUUCAAUUAUUCGAAAACGACGCCGUAAAAGUGUUCAAGAAACUAGUGAAAAUCAGGCUAACUUGAAAUUGGAAGAAUUGGUGAUAAAAAUGAUGAAAACGAAGAAAAAUCCGAAUGUUGCCGAUACAACGUUUAUAGAGGAAGCUGAAGAACAAAAUGAAUCCGAAACGUCGGCUAGAAACGAGCAAGAAACAAUCCUACCUUCUUUUCGGGUUCAGGGUACAGCAAAACAUCAAGAUACGAUGUCAUUACAAGAUGUAGAUUUGUUGAACGAUGAUCAAGCGGAUGAACACGAAGUGUACAUCAAUGACCCAGAUAAGCAACAAGUACCUCAUAUAGAAAGAACGCUUACGGAAGAUUCAGCAGACACUGGGUAUUUCCAAAGUACGCUGAAUCAACCAUCGCCAGCUUGCAGUUUGCAUCAUUCGGAUAACGAUGAUUUAUAUCAACAAAUCAUGCACGAGGUGAUGCUGAACGCGCCAUCGUUAUCAGCACCUGAUAGCGAUUUUCAUUUGACAAAUGACAAUAAUUACGAUAAUUCAGAUAAAAAUAGUCCACCUAAUCGAACGCAUCGUAGAUCUUAUAUGUUAGCUAUUCGAAGAGAAAGUAGUCGUGAAGCAUUGAACUUCGUUGAUCCGGAAUUAGGCAAUAAACCCGAAGACCCUCUGGAAAAAGUAGAAGAAGUUCAUCAUCCGGACGAGCCACCGAAAAAGAAAUCGUGGAUGGCUUUGGCAUCUUACGUUGAUGAACUUACUCUAGGUGGUAGACGAGAUUCCAAAGGAAGGUUUAUCGAUAACUUGGGUAGUUUUCCCGGUUUCGGUUACGCUAAAAAGGUUAAAGUUCCUCAAGACUGCUUUCCUAAGCAUUUUUACGAUAAGUGUCCAGCUUGCGAAAACUGCAUAGAUUCGUUUUUCGGAGAAAGAUGGAUGGAAUUCAGGAGUAGAGUGUUGACCAUGGUAGACAAUCCGUACUUCGAGUGGUUUAUUUUAGUUUUAAUUUUCGCUUCGAGUAUUACGCUGUGUUUUGAAGAUAUUUACCUCGACAAUAAUAUCCUUUUGAAGAAAGUUCUGUAUUGGACGAAUUUCGUAUUCUGCGUCAUCUUCAUCAUUGAAAUGUUACUCAAGUGGAUUGCGAUGGGAUUUUAUAAAUAUUUUAGCAGUUUUUGGACAGUAUUAGAUUUCGUAAUUGCGUUUAUGUCGGUAUUUAGUUUGGUGAUUGAAGAAAACGAGAAUUGGAAAGUGUUAAGGUCUUUGAGAACAUUACGAGCGUUGAGACCUUUGAGAGCAAUAGCUCGAUGGCAAGGCAUGAAGAUUGUUGUGAACGCUUUAAUGUACGCAAUUCCGUCAAUUUUCAACGUGCUUUUGGUAUGCUUGGUAUUUUGGUUGAUAUUUUCAAUCAUGGGAGUUCAAUUUUUCGGUGGAAAAUUUUAUAAAUGCGUUAACGAAGAAGGAGAACGUUUAGAGCCCGAGGACGUUGAAAACAAGACGCAAUGUUUGGAGAAAAAUUAUACGUGGAUCAAUUCGAAAAUAUCCUUCGAUAAUGUCGGUAUAGGUUACCUAGCGUUAUUUCAAGUCGCGACAUUUGAAGGAUGGAUGGAAGUGAUGCAAGACGCCGUAGACGCGACUGGAGUUGACAAGCAGCCUCAAAGGGAAGCCAAUAUUUACGCUUAUAUUUAUUUUGUUAUUUUUAUCGUUUGCGGAGCGUUUUUUACGUUGAAUUUAUUCAUCGGUGUGAUCAUCGAUAAUUUCAAUAUGCUCAAGAAAAAAUACGAAGGUGGUGUUCUUGAAAUGUUUCUGACUGAGAGUCAAAAACAUUACUAUACGGCGAUGAAAAAAUUAGGCAGGAAGAAACCUCAGAAAGUUAUCAAACGACCAAUUAAUAAAUUUUUAGCCGCUUUUUAUGAUUUGGCGAAUUCGAGAAGGUUUGAAAUAGCAAUUUUUGUUUUGAUAUUUUUGAACAUGUUGUCUAUGGGAAUUGAACAUUACAAUCAACGUCGAGCUAUAUUUUUUGUACUUCAAGUCAGCAAUGCAUUUUUUACCACAGUUUUUGCAUUAGAAGCGUUAGUGAAAAUGAUCGGAUUAAGGUUUCAUUAUUUCACCGUUCCGUGGAACAUAUUUGAUUUUUUGUUGGUGUUGGCAUCGAUAUUGGGUAUUUUAAUGGAAGAUGUGAUGAUCGAUUUUCCGGUUUCACCUACUUUGUUGCGAGUAGUCAGGGUAUUUCGUAUUGGAAGAAUUUUAAGGUUGAUCAAGGCUGCCAAAGGUAUUCGUAAACUAUUAUUCGCGUUGGUGGUAUCUCUACCGGCUUUAUUCAACAUCGGAGCACUUCUCGGACUGAUUACAUUUAUUUACGCGAUUAUCGGUAUGUCUGUAUUCGGACACGUGAAACAACAACGAGCUUUAAACGAUAUGGUUAAUUUUGAAACAUUUGGAAGGAGCAUGCAGUUGUUAUUUCGGUUAAUGACAUCUGCUGGCUGGAAUGACGUUUUAGAGUCAUUAAUGAUACAACCGCCAGACUGUGAUCCUAAUUUUAAAAAUCUUCCUAAUGGUGACUGCGGUAACCCGGUACUAGCCAUAACUUACUUCACUAGUUUCAUCAUCAUCAGUUACAUGAUUGUGAUAAAUAUGUAUAUUGCUAUAAUCUUAGAAAAUUUCAAUCAAGCUCAUCAAGAAGAAGAGAUUGGUAUCGUUGAAGACGAUCUCGAAAUGUUUUACGUUAGGUGGUCGAAAUACGACCCUCAUGCCACACAAUUUAUUGGUUUUACUCAAUUAUCUGAUUUUAUAGCGAGCUUAGACCCUCCUUUAGGUAUUCCAAAGCCUAAUAUUGUAGCUUUAGUGAGUUUCAAUUUGCCUAUUGCUCGAGGUCAUAAAAUACAUUGUUUGGAUAUUCUUCACGCGCUUGUUAAACAUGUUCUGGGGCAUGUCGAAGAAACCGAAGAAUUCAAAAAGUUGCAAGAACAAAUGGAUGAUAAAUUUAAGAAACAGUUCCCAACUAGAAAAGAAUUAGAAAUCGUGUCUUCCACUAGACUAUGGAAACGUCAAGAUAAAGCAGCACGUAUGAUUCAAAGAGCCUACAGAGAGUACAAAAGACGAAGAAAAGAACGAGAAGAAGGUGACGUUGACGAAGUAACCCAAUCAUCUAGUCCAGGCGGAGGCUGGCAAGGCCGACUUUCUUCCUUCCUACACGUUCAUCGUGGUUCGAGAGCAUCGUCGCGUAAAUCAUCGCGCGCCUCCGAUGCCAGCGACGCUUCUGAAAUUAACAGCAGCAUGUGGUUAAACUUACCCUUAUUUUUAUUAACGAGUACGCAAGUUAACGGAGAAGAUUCAGCUCCACCGCCCCCUCCUCCGUUACCAGAGGAUGAUAUUUCUCCAAAAAUCGACGUUUGUAUAACGGUCAGUGAACCGUCGCCGGAAUCGAAACCAGAAAAUGAACCACCGGUUGUGACUCAGUGUUCAUUAGAAUUACCAGAAUCGGCAGUCAGUAUAACAGUAACAGACGCAUCUCCCGAGUCAUCUGAUACUGCUCAAUCUCCACCUUCGACUGCUACCUCAACGACAAACACAGCCCAUCAGAAAAGAGCAGCGUUCAGAAGAGGUAGCGAAGCAGUUACUAUACAUCAUGCAUUGGUUCAUCGAGAAUCCGGAGAUGAAAGAUGAUCAGUGCUUUAUGCAGGAGAAUUUUCAGUCUCAUUGUUGAAAUCAUUGGUCUAACCUUUGAUACGCAGGGUGAACUUGAGUAGAGGUAAAAGUAAUCCAGGUUACCGUUGUUUUCAUGUGGAGAGAGCUUUGAUAUUACGAAGAGAAGUUGUUGUUGUUAUAAAAAAGGAGAUUUCAUUAAAAUAUGUAUAUUACGGAUUUGCAGCAUGAGUGGCGAAGAAGUUAUCAAAAAAUAUUUAAAGAGACGAAUCGUUGAUGUAAUUUUAUACAUUCCUGUGAUAUUUUAUUUAAUUAUUCACAAUUAUAAUUUUAAAUUGUUUUCUUUAUAUAAUUUUGUUAUUGAAGUGUUUUUUUGUUUUUUGUUUUUUACCUACCUAAAUGUAACUAAUCUAGUCGCUGAUUGUCGUUAUUUGUAUUAAUUUUUAAUAUUAUCUAAAUGUAUAGAUAAAUUGUGGACGAAUUUGUACAGAUUGUUCGCACAGUAAACAAAACUAAAAUGUUUACGCAUUCAUUAUUCUGCAAUUUUAUAAUCACACUUAUAUUCUUAACUGCCUGUAAAUUAUAAUCUGUAUUUUUCUUUACUUUUCCUUUUUCUAUUUUUGACGUACUCGCAAUUCAAUUUUAACGUGCCUUCUAUACUUUUUAAACAUAUUACCAUUAUAUAGUUGAUAAAAUAUUAUGUAUAACUAUCGCUGUUAUACCUACUAUUAACAAAAUUAAUAAAUGCGUAUAUUAUCGUUGUA
This is a messenger RNA of Planococcus citri (citrus mealybug), 7986 nucleotides long. RefSeq names its product Na channel protein 60E (gene NaCP60E). Gene Ontology annotation, molecular function: voltage-gated sodium channel activity. Gene Ontology annotation, cellular component: plasma membrane; voltage-gated sodium channel complex. The coding region runs from base 578 to 7243 and encodes 2221 amino acids. Gene Ontology annotation, biological process: membrane depolarization during action potential; sodium ion transmembrane transport; neuronal action potential. The record is from RefSeq and is a predicted model, not a curated record. Lineage: Eukaryota; Metazoa; Arthropoda; Insecta; Hemiptera; Pseudococcidae. The transcript has 35 exons.